AUGAGCUCGAAUGCAUCUACUGCUGGUUCCUUUGACGAGUCCAGAUUUCUCAAGCGUACUCGUACUGUUCAUUUAGUCCGACUAGGACUUUCUGUCAUAGCUACAGCCGGAGCUAUCGCAGUGAUUGCGUGUGAAGCUGUUCCGCUACGCCAUCACCAGGACACUGCGCAGUGGGCGAGUAUUGGCCUGGCCCUUUGGCCGCUUAAUCUUGAUGUACGACCGACCAUUGCCUCGUUGGCCUGUGGAUGCGUCAUCGCAGUCCUGAAUUUGGCUUAUGCGGUCGUUGCUCUACUUCCCUCUCCACAUCCACGUAUCGGUCUCCUCAACUCUUAUGCAUUGACUUCUUCCUUUGCCGGAUUUUUGACAGCCCUUGUGGGUGUGACUUUCACCAUCUAUCGACCGUCUGCAUCCUACCCGAGCGGUUUCAGUCGGGGAGAAACCCUGCAAAGCUGGACAUGCAAGUGGAAGGCACCAGGUGGCUUGGGCACAGCACCUAUCGAAUUUUCCCGUGACUGCAUUGCGACGCGAGCUGGGUUCGGGUUAUUGUGCACUUUACUUGGGCUGGAGAUUUUGAUGGCGCUUGCCGCAAUUGCUGGCACAUUAGCUCAGCGCGACGUCUCGCGCCGUCGUGAAGAAAAUGCGCGGAUUGAGAAACUUGACUUUGCGGCUAAGCAGGUAUACCAGGCUUAA
Penicillium oxalicum is the source of this 690-nucleotide messenger RNA. RefSeq lists its product as uncharacterized. The coding region runs from base 1 to 690 and encodes 229 amino acids. Lineage: Eukaryota; Fungi; Ascomycota; Eurotiomycetes; Eurotiales; Aspergillaceae. The transcript is spliced from 2 exons. The record is from RefSeq and is a predicted model, not a curated record.